AUGGAUAUAAUACUUCAGCCUGUGCCUGAACCUGCGGUAGUAAUGGCAGAACCUGUUAUGGUAGCAGAACCCCCACCUAUUAUGGUAGCAGAUCCUAAUCCACCUAUGAUGGUAGUAGACCCUUCUCCACCUAUGAUGGUAGCAGAUCCUAAUCCACCUAUGAUGGUAGUAGACCCUUCUCCACCUAUGAUGGUAGCAGAUCCUAAUCCACCUAUGAUGGUAAUAAACCCUUCUCCACCUAUGAUGGUAGCAGAUCCUAAUCCACCUAUGAUGGUUGUAGACCCUUCUCAAUCUUAUAUGGUAAUAGAACCUCCUCCUGCAGUAAUCCAGCCUGUAACAGUGGUGCAGCAGACCCCCGGCCCUGUGGUGGUGCAGCCCCAACUGAAAGAUACACCUGGGAGGACAAGGUGUCAAUUUUGCCAGCGGGAAAUUGCCACAGUCACCAGAGCUGUCAAUGGAGCUCUGACCUGGACUAUCUUUGGAACCCUCUUACUCCUCGGGAUCUGGCCGUGCUGCCUGCUUCCGUUCUGUGUAGAAUCCUGUAAGGACAUAGAACACACCUGCCCCCACUGCCACAAUAUUGUCCACGUUCACAAACGCAUGUGA
Colossoma macropomum (tambaqui) is the source of this 606-nucleotide messenger RNA. Its product is annotated as lipopolysaccharide-induced tumor necrosis factor-alpha factor homolog. Bases 1 to 606 code for a protein of 201 amino acids. The transcript has 3 exons. The record is from RefSeq and is a predicted model, not a curated record. NCBI's taxonomy places the organism in Eukaryota, Metazoa, Chordata, Actinopteri, Characiformes, Serrasalmidae. Gene Ontology annotation, molecular function: zinc ion binding.